GUUCGGAAAUCGCGAGAGCCGCCUGAGGCAUUCGAUGAUAUCGGAAUGGCAGGUUGACACACCGAGGAGCAGGGUGAUCGCCAGAUGGGGAGGCCUGGCGACUGACAGCGACGCGAACAAGGUGGAAGGCCUGCUGAUGCGACAGCCAUUCAUCCAACAGGUGAGAGAGGAACAUGCAGAGCGGGAGAAAUGAAUGCCGCUCCAUGUGCAUGGGUGGAAGGUUGGCUCGUCGUGAGUGUGUUUCAGGCGACUCUUGCACUGCCCAGGCCAAUGGAUUCUGUUGAAGAUGCAGAAGCACUGCUCGAAUCGAUCAAGAAGCAGGUCACCUGCUUGUCGUGUGGAUGGGCGGAUGGGUGGAUGGAUGUCAGCAUUUCUUGUCCUUUGCUGUGUGGCUGUCCGAUCAGCUGCACUGUCUGCGAGUGGAGUCCCUUCAUCUCAGCGCCUUCUGCACGGAGCGGUUCGUCAAGGGGGCCGUGCCCCUCACGUCACCACAGCAGCCACGCAGAGGGCCUCGCCAACCUUCUGAGGGUGUGGCCGAGCCACGGUGCGUGUUGGUGAGUUGUGGCCCUUCGAUUGAUGGGGCAGCAGGGAUCGCCGCAUUGCUGCCGUCAGGGAAGCUGCUCCUGGCGGUGAGCUGAGCUGAAGGGAGGGAGAGAGAGGACGACAUUCGAUUGAAAUGCAACCACAGCCUGCCUGCCUGCCUCAUCUGUGUGUCCGCAGUCAGAUCCUGUCAAUGCGACUGCACUGGGCAUUGACCCUUGCAUUCACCAUCCAAAGCCCUUCCAGAGAGGUUAGGUGUCACGCAAACAAGACACGAAGGAUCAAUGGCCCCGCUCUCACCCCUUGUUGUGUGUGUGUUUGAUCCAUCCUUCCAUCAGAGCAAGUGCCGUCUUUGCGGUACUCCAUGGUGGAUUUGGCGUCGCCGGCCUUUCGCAAGAGCCGCCUCUUCCACCGCACCCACUUCCUCCUCAGUGGCGACCGGUGCACGUCGGGCACCAUGAUUGGCUAUGGGGAGGGGCAGUGUGGCGAUCCGACACAUGUGCAGCACCUGCUCAGCGAAGACCAUGGACAGGUCAGUGGUGGAGUGCACCAUUGCAUCCUUUGAUUGCACCAUCCUUUGAUCUCCACAUUCAGGCCAGAGUGACAUCUGUUCCGCUGCAGUACUCGUCGGCACACGUCUCUGACCACCCGUCACCAGACUUCUGCCAGAUCACUGGCUUGCUCGAGGCGUGCUGCGGGCCCCCACGCAAAGCCAAGAGAGGCCAUGGGCGGGAGGGAGGGGGGCCGUCAGAGGUCUAUCGAGGAGGGGAGGCGCCGCUCACGACCGAUGCCGAAACGCAUGCAAGGCUGGAGCAACAGCUGCGGAUCGUAAGUGUAUGAAGAGGGCCCUUGUGUAAUCAGUCGCCUCAUGUGUGCCUCUUCUCUCCUCGUCAGCUGUUGGAGGAGCUGCUCGAGUGGCUGGGGUGCACCCAUCUGGACAUCCCUGUGCAGAAGGGUCUCUAUCCGUGGCUUGUAGAGGAUGGCCGUGAUGCGUCGGACCUCAGCUUGUGGACUGUGCGGGGCAUCCUUGAGCCCUCGCAGCUGCGUCACAUGUGGAAGGCACUCAGGUGAGAUGCGGAUGGCUGGACACACAUAUCUUAAGAUAUGCCAUUCAUUGGUGGUCGCCUGUGUGUGAUGCAUCGAUCAGGGAGAGGGUGUGCAGCCCACAAUCAGACCAACGACAGCGAUGCACGUGGGGCGCACUGUCCAUCUGGUCUGUCGAGGACGCUCCAGUGGCCUUCGACGAACACCCACACGGUGGGUAAAUACCCACUGCAGACAGACAGACAGACAGACAGACAGAGAGCGACAAUCAAACCAGAAGGCAUAUUUGCUCCUUGUCCGUCUGCAUUGUGUUCAUGCCUGCAGGUUAUGACAUGUGCGGUGCCGCCCACUCGCAUUUGGUGUGCUUCAGCGAUGGCCCGGCCGUCUGGUGGCUUCUGCUACAGGUACAUGUCCGUCCGUGAGUAAGGAGGCAGGGCGUGCAGGUGGGAUUAAGUGAGCUCUUUCUUCGCUGCUCCUCAGGUUGUGAACCAUCUGGAUGCGACAACAGCAUGAGUAUGUCUUGACCGAUGGUGUUUGUGCCUCCAUGAGAGACGCGCGAAACCGCAGAUGGAUGGAUGGAUGGCUGGCUGGAUGUGUACAGAGAGAGAGAGACGGACACAGCACACAGACAUACGUAUACUGACUCGCUGACUGACCGAUUCCUGUGAGUCGAGGUGGCCUUCUCGCGCACAGACCCCUAUAGGAAGGAGUACGUGCAGGACCUGACUGAGAGGCGGGGCGGGAUGUGGUGGAUCUGCUGCUGCGGCGAGGGGCGGUGGUGUACGUGUGCGGCCGGGCGCACCCGAUGCUGUCGCAGGUGUGGGACGCGUUUGUGGAGGUGCUGGGUGUGCAUGGCGGGAUGGGCAAGUCGGAGGCCAACCGGUUCCUGCUGCAGCUGCAGGCCAAGAGGCGAUACAUAUGCGACACCUGGGAGUAGACGUCAUGGAUGGACACGGGUUAGUGUAGGUGGACGUGUGGAUGGUUUUGACUUUUUGCGUGUCUGCGUGCAUUGCACGACUCAUGUGUCUAUGCGUGUAUGUAUGUGUGUAUGUAUGUGUGUAUGUAUGUGUGUAUGUGUGUAUGUGUGUAUGUGUGUAUGUGUGUAUGUAUGUAUGAGUAAUUGUGCGUGAGGAAACUUCGAUCUUGCAUCAACCAAUUGG
Messenger RNA from Vitrella brassicaformis, 2744 nucleotides. The record is from the annotation of a GenBank genome assembly. Lineage: Eukaryota; Vitrellaceae.